AUGUCCACCCAAGCAUUUCCAGCAUACUUCAUGCGUGGCGGUACUUCCAAUGGUCUUGUCAUUGACCGCAAACACUUGCCUAAGGACGAGAGCAAAUGGCAGCCGAUUCUGGCUAGUGUCAUGGGCUCUCCAGACAGCUAUGGACGACAGCUCGACGGCAUGGGUUCCGGAAUAUCCUCCACCAGCAAGAUCAUGGUCGUGUCCAGAUCCACUCGUGACGAUGCGGACGUGGACGCUACGUUUGUCCAAGUGGGCAUCAAGGAUGGCUCCCUUGACAUGGCUGGGAAUUGUGGCAACAUGUCUUCAGCUGUUGGCCCUUUCGCUCUCGACGCGGGCCUGGUUGCGAUGAAGGCGAGUAGAGACAGCAGACUGAGAGUGCGCAUGUUCAAUACAAACACCGCCAAAGUGAUUGUCAGUGAAUUCAGCGUGGACGAGAGAGGAAAGUACGACCCGCUGGGCGACUACGCGAUCGACGGAGUGCCAGGCACUGCGUCACACAUUGCUCUGUCCUUCCUGGAUCCUGCUGGUGCUAAGACCGGCAAAGCGCUGCCGACUGGGAAUGCAGUCGACGAAUUGCAGCUUGAAGACGCUAGCACAAUUAGAGCCAGUCUGACCGACAUUGCCAAUCCUGGCGUCUUUGUACUGGCCUCUGAUGUAGGUGUGCCUGGCAACAUCAAUCCGGAUGCACUUGGUGCUUACUCAAAUAUUAUGAGGCGGCUAGAAAUGAUACGACGAGCAGGCGCUCGAAGGAUGGGCAUGGACGAGAAUACGCAGAGCGUGCCAAAGAUCAUACUACUGUCACCUCCGAGUGCAGAAGAGGCUGCUCAGGGAAUAAAUAUUAUCUGUCGCGCACUCUCUAUGGGCCAAGCGCAUAAGGCAGUCCCGCUAACACUUGCUCUCAACCUUGGAGCAAGCUGUGGGAUUCCUGGUACACUCGCCAACCUUACAGCAAUCAUCACAGAUGGUAAGUCCUCCGUCGUCAUCGGUCAUGCGAGCGGCAAGCUUGGAGUUGGUAGUGUUGUGCAGGAUGGCAAGAUUGAAAGUGCGUUAUUACACAGGACGUCUAGGAUUCUGAUGAAGGGGGAGGUGUCGUACAGGACUGGAGGCUGA
Molecule: messenger RNA, 1110 nt
Organism: Recurvomyces mirabilis
Lineage: Eukaryota; Fungi; Ascomycota; Dothideomycetes; Mycosphaerellales; Teratosphaeriaceae
Exons: 1
Coding region: 1-1110 (369 amino acids)
Source: RefSeq, a predicted model, not a curated record